Messenger RNA from Melanaphis sacchari, 895 nucleotides. RefSeq lists its product as uncharacterized. NCBI's taxonomy places the organism in Eukaryota, Metazoa, Arthropoda, Insecta, Hemiptera, Aphididae. Bases 327 to 755 code for a protein of 142 amino acids. The record is from RefSeq and is a predicted model, not a curated record. The transcript is spliced from 2 exons.
UUCCUCCUUCUCUUCUUCUUCUUCUUUUUCUUCUUCUGCUUCUUCUUCUUCGCCGGAUCUACGUCGCGGACCUGCAGCGAAGGAGGCAGAGCACUAUUUGUCCUUGCAGCGGUCCACCGGUCCAGUUAGCGCAAUUUCUCCGGCGUAACGUGUGCUGCGAAUCCCACGCAGAUAAGCUACCGACCGCGAUCCGAACACUGCUGCUUUUACGGAUCGACGUGACAUUGCGCGUACUCAGCUACAAGACAUCCUUUGAGAUCUGCAGCGGAUCUAUACAGGAGCUCCUCUAUACGAUCCACGACAGCCGCGUCAUCGCCGUCACCAUCAUGCGCCGACAAUUGUUCUGGAGCGGUUACCUGUUGGCGCUGACCGUCGCGGCGUCAUUGACGGUCGCGGCCCCCGCAGAACCGGCCGCGGAAGACGUGGUGACGUACGAUCAGCGGCAGAACGGCACAGAGAACGUGCGGAUCAGCCUGAGCGAUCUCAAAGUGGUGCUGGCCCCGGCCGACGGGCUGUUCCAGAUAAUGUCCAUGGCCGGUGCGCAGCUGCUCAACUCGGACUUUGUCGGCGCCGCGACAGACCAUCGGCCGACAGCGGUCGAGUGCACCGGGUUCAAGUGCAACAACCGGCACAGGCAGGCCGCCAAGAAGAAUCGUUUCAAACUAUCAAGUCUCAUAGCACCAUUGUUAAACAACCAAUCCGAACAGAAAAUUGCAGAAACAGAAAGUAUUAGUGCCAACAAAAAUACUAAUUAAUCAUUGAAUAGCUUUGAAAUGUUAUUUACAAUAUCGGCUCAAAUUGCUACAGUUAAUAUCAAUACAAUGAUGAAUAAAAUUAUACCUAUUACAUAUAGGUACGAUUUAAUACAUUUAAAUUGUCUGAAUAUUUUUAAACC